Molecule: messenger RNA, 577 nt
Organism: Pelmatolapia mariae (spotted tilapia)
Lineage: Eukaryota; Metazoa; Chordata; Actinopteri; Cichliformes; Cichlidae
Product: anionic trypsin-2-like
Exons: 5
Coding region: 1-546 (181 amino acids)
Biological process (GO): proteolysis
Molecular function (GO): serine-type endopeptidase activity
Source: RefSeq, a predicted model, not a curated record
AUGUCUUUCUUAUUCACAGUGAGCACAGGAUUAGAUCUGCAAAAGAGAAUCUUUCACGACCAUAGCUGUGAAAGUAAUGAGUGUCUGUAUCACAUAAAGGUAAUUUCAGCUAAUAGAACACAUAAAGGAGGUCUCUGUGGUGGCUCUCUGAUCAAUGAUCGAUGGGUUCUGACUGCAGCUCACUGCUGGAAAAAAGAACCUGGAUGGAAUUCAUCCAUAUCGUCAACCUCAAGACCUGACUCGAUCUUCAGUGACAACCAGUGUUGGAGCAGCUGUAGUUCAGGUCGCAGGACUUGGUGGUUAUACAGUAAAUGCCACCGGCCACACGCAUGUGCCGUAUCCCAACAGGCUGUGUCUGAGAGAAGAUCAAGUAGAUAUAUACGUGAGGGUGAUUCUGGUGGUGGAGUGAUUUACAACAACAUGAUUUAUGGUGUAAUCAGUGGCACUGGUGUACGUGCCUGUACUAGACCAGCUGUUAUUGUGAAUGUCUGUCCUUACAUUGACUGGAUAAACCAGACAAUCCAUCCAAGAAAUAAUGGAAAAUAACUGAAUGAAAAUAACGUCCAGAAUAAACAAU